Molecule: messenger RNA, 643 nt
Organism: Durio zibethinus
Lineage: Eukaryota; Viridiplantae; Streptophyta; Magnoliopsida; Malvales; Malvaceae
Source: RefSeq, a predicted model, not a curated record
CAUUUCAAUUUCAGAUCAUUCAAGACCUUUCCAAGUUUAUAUAAUUUUCCAUCUUCACUUAAACUGGUUUUCCUUUAAAAUCAUGAGGAGGCUAGCUAGAAUGGACAGUAGGCAGAUGUCAAAGAAGGAUAAGAAGGAGGAGAUUCCAUCAGAGACUGAAAUGAUAUCCGGUGGCGUUGAGUCUCAUGCGGCACCAGCAUCAGGGCAUGGUGCGUCUGGACUUCGCAGACAGCUGAGUGUUACAAAGACCAAUGGCCUCUGCUUUCCAGGCAUGCUGGCUCAUUCGACUGCAGGAUUCAUCGGGCCCCAAGUCUCUAACGGACCACAAGCAUCGACUCUCAAUCUGCAUCCCUUCGGGAUUCUACAACUAAGCCAAAUUCUGCCACAGCCACUGCUGAAUGAUCUAGCAGUAGUGCAGAUGUAUGGGGCCUCAAUAAUUCUCAUUGUGUAUACAUAUUAGCAUAUCGUGUGUCCUAUUGACUUGUUGCUGCUACAAACUUUGUUAAAAAAAAAAUCAGUUGUUCAGUUGUUCUGCAUUAACUACUCUCUUUGGUUUCUUGAUGGAGUUUUCAGUCAUCGAUAUCCUUCUCAGGAUUAGGUUAUGCCUGCCUGAGACAUGUAUAAUCUUGGUUCCAGGUUUCCA